Messenger RNA from Lathyrus oleraceus (garden pea), 1260 nucleotides. Its product is annotated as UDP-D-apiose/UDP-D-xylose synthase 2. The record is from RefSeq and is a predicted model, not a curated record. The transcript is spliced from 2 exons. NCBI's taxonomy places the organism in Eukaryota, Viridiplantae, Streptophyta, Magnoliopsida, Fabales, Fabaceae. The coding region runs from base 294 to 887 and encodes 197 amino acids.
CCAGCAUAAUAUUCCUGCUGCUAUAGCUUUCCUGAUGCCAUAAUAUUCCUACUUCCAUAACAGUACAACAUCGGCCAUAAUCAAGUGCAGCAGACCGACAAAGCAUGGUAGAACCCUGCAUCACAGCAACCAAUUCAUACGGCAACACGAACAGAAGCCAACACACUCGCAUCUAAAACUGCAUCACUUGUCACCCUUCAGAAUUAAUGGAUUGGGCAGCAGUUAAUUGAAGCAUACCACAAUGAAAAUCGAAGUCUGCAUCAAAACAUUGUGACCAUACAUGUGCAAAGCAAAUGACCGACAGGCUAAUUUAUGAUGAGCAUGCUGAGAAUGGCCUGAAGUUCACUAUUGUGAGAUCUUAUAACUGGAUUGGACCAACAAUGGACUUCAUUCCUGGUGUGCAUGGCCCGAGUGAUGGUGUCCCCGGAGUUUUAACUUGUUUCAGUAAUAAUCUCCUUCGUGGUGAGCCGCUCAAGCUUGUUGAUGGCGGACGUUCCCAGAGAACCUUUCUUUAUGUCAAAGAUGCAAUUGAGGUUGUUUUGUUAAUGAUUGAUAACCCUAAUAGAGCAAAUGGACACAUCUUUAAUGUGGUAAACCCGGACAAUGGAGUAUCUGUGAAGCAGCUAGCUGAGCUUAUGAUAAAGGUAUAUGCAAAGGUGGAUGAUGUACCUGCCUCUAGUCUAUCAACUCUGGAUGUGACUUCAGAGGAUUUCUAUGGAAAAGGAUAUGAUGACAGUGAUAGGCGCAUCCCUGACAUGACAAUUAUCACUAAGCAGCUUGGUUGGAAGCCAAGGACAUCACUUGAUGAACUGGUGGAUUCUACCAUUCAAUAUCAACAUCAGACAUAUUCUCAUGCUAUCAAGAAAGAACAACUCCAAAACUGGUGAUUGCACCAUCGAGAGUAAGCUCUAGAUCCACAUCCCCUUUCUCUAGAAGACCAAGCCCUCCUCGUCCAAGUACGCCUAUUCCAACAAUGUCGGGACUUUCGUUCUCCAAAAAUACUUCAAACGACGGAACCGAUUCAAAGGCCAUGUCCAAUUCUGCAUCACACCUGCAAGUGCAAACCAAACGAUCUGCAUGGUGCUGAAUGGUUUUCAAAAGCAACUGUAAAGAGGUUCCCGCAUGUUGUUGGUGUCACCAAUUUAGAGCAUUUUUCAUGAAAACUGAACCAAGUAAGACAGGAUGCUGAUGAAACUACCAUGCUCACGUGUGAUGUAACUCAUGUGCUGCAUAGUGAUGUAAGCAAAGAAUUUAAAAACC